Messenger RNA from Fusarium verticillioides 7600, 1534 nucleotides. RefSeq lists its product as hypothetical. The coding region runs from base 173 to 1120 and encodes 315 amino acids. The record is from RefSeq and is a predicted model, not a curated record. The transcript is spliced from 5 exons. Gene Ontology annotation, molecular function: choline kinase activity; ethanolamine kinase activity. Gene Ontology annotation, biological process: phosphatidylcholine biosynthetic process; phosphatidylethanolamine biosynthetic process. Gene Ontology annotation, cellular component: cytoplasm. NCBI's taxonomy places the organism in Eukaryota, Fungi, Ascomycota, Sordariomycetes, Hypocreales, Nectriaceae.
ACCGCCCUUUGGGAGACAGCGGCACGGGCGGUUACAUCCAGAGGCACAGACAGCUUACUUUAAGGGCUUUCCCAUCAUUUACUCCUCCCAACCUUUUUCCAUCUUCAUCUUCUCAUUGGAUAUUCGGUAUUCUCUACGUAUUAUAUUUUUGUUGAACUGCCGAGAGUGGAGAAUGGAUAUCCCGUUCAAGGAUGUUGUCUUUGAUACGUCAGAUCCUCAUGGAUCAGCCCUGUCGCUUCUUCCGCUCCUGUUCCCCGAUCGGAAGAUCGACGACAUGCGUAUAUCCGCUUUGACUCAGGGCACGACAAAUGGCCUUUUCAAGGUUACGGUCGAUGCAUCUACGGCAGAUUCUGCCACUGCAGAUGCAGCGCUGAUCAAGGUCUACGGAGACGGCACGAAUAUCACCAUUGAUCGCGAGAAGGAACUCACGGUGCACAAGCUCCUGGCUGAGCGUCAACUGUCUUCAUCUCCACUGGUUCGCUUCAGCAAUGGACAUGCGUAUCAGUUCAUCUCUGGGCGAGUCUGCUCUGAAGGCGACAUGUCUGAGACAAGAAUCUUCCGUGGCGUCGCGAGGGAGCUUGCUCGGUGGCACGCGACGCUACCGACAGCAGACCCUGAGGACGUCUUGACCUACAAGCCGGGCGUUUGGUCCACCGCGAAGAAAUGGCUAGACGCUAUCUCCAAACACCCUCAUCGAUCACAGGCCGAAAUUGAUGAUUUGCAUGAAAAGUUCAAGUAUCUAGCCGAUGCGUUGCUGUCAACUGACGUGUCGGAGCCCUUGGUUCUCGCUCACGGCGACCUUUUGUGUGCCAACAUAAUUGUACAAGAGUCGGAUGAUGGCAGCGAUGUCGCCUCAGUUCGAUUCAUUGAUUACGAACACGCCACAUACUGUCCUCGGGCCUUUGAACUAGCAAAUCAUUUCGCUGAAUGGGCCGGCUUCGACUGCGACUACAAUCUUCUCCCCAAGACAUCAACACGACGCGCUUUCAUCGAAGAGUAUCUCACGAUCCACGCCGAACUGUGUCGGGAGCACAACAUACCGACUGUCAAUGAUGCUGCUGUGGAUCAUCUAAUGCGUCAGGUCGACGAUCACAGGGGCUUUCCUGGGUUCUACUGGUAAGUUGUCUCACAGACAGAUAAGAGUGUGGUGGUACAAGACAAGACACUGAUUUACACCCCUGCGACAGGGGUCUCUGCGCUCUGAUCCAGGCUGAGACAGCGACCGGAACUAUCGACUUUGACUACGCGGGGUAUGCGGCCAAGCGCCUUGCAGAAUACGAGAGCUGGCGUAGUGUGCGGGAGGGAAACAGCCCGUCUUUGCCGCUGAGGGAGGAGGUCUGGUCAAUGCCGUAGACAAGACAAGACAACCCCCACGGCAAGGCAUCAGCGGGCAAGACAGACAUUCUUAGUUAGAAUACGUACUCCGAGUAGACGACAACAGAAAGAAAAGUCAGACACUCUACCUAAACUUGAUUGGUCACAAGCUGUGCAAUGUAUGGCUCGUCUUAGCCAAAGGGAGCAUCUGGCACGCGCA